Molecule: messenger RNA, 843 nt
Organism: Symbiodinium sp. CCMP2456
Lineage: Eukaryota; Dinophyceae; Suessiales; Symbiodiniaceae
Source: the annotation of a GenBank genome assembly
AUGGAUGUGACCUCCAUGGUGCAAGAGCUUCGCGACAAUUCAAAACGUGAGGCGACGGUUCUGGAACUUGCGACGAUGAGGGAGUCUUUGCCAGGAUUGGCGCAGGCUCUUUGGGAUUCGCCUGGUGCACUGGAGGCCCUCAAGGAGGAGGUUGAAGCCAUCUACCCGCUUCUCUCACAGCCGGAAGAGGUGACGGCAUCUGCUGCUAACCGAGUCUGUAAUGCCAUGAGUUUGCUCCAACUGCUGGCUUCCGACCAGGAAACGAAGGUUUUGUUCUUGGACGCGCAGUUCCACCUGCUCGUGUAUCCCUUCCUCAGCACGUCUGAGAAAGAACGGCCGUUCGAAUAUCUUCGGCUGACAGCUCUGGGAGUUAUCGGUGCUUUGCUGAAGGCUAACAGUGGAUCGGUCCGCCAUCUGCUGGAAACUGACCUGUUGCGGCUCUGCUUGAACUCUUUGGAGGGCCAGUUUUCGUUGCUUUCCAAGACGGUUGCUGCUUUCAUCCUCCAGCAGCUCCUUCUGGAUGACCAUGGUUUGCACUGCAUCUGCUCAUCAAAAGACUCCCUCAGCAAAGUUACAGAUGCCCUCAAUGCGGUGGUGGAGACCCUGGUGCAAGACCCCUCCAUCCGUCUGCUGACGCCUCUGGUGCGCUGCUACCUGCGCCUCACAGAAGAUCCCCGGGGCAAGUGGAGAGUCAAAGAGUCCCUUCCCGCAGGGCUCAGGUCGGGUCCGUCUUUGAAGCAGUUGCCAGCUUCCAUCCGCCAAAGUUUGAAGGAGGACGAACAGAAGGUGACAAAGAAGUGGCUGUGCCAGCUGCUCACGAAUCUAGAAUCCGAGACUGUUUAG